GCUGCGACCGUCAGUUUUCGCUGAGGAGAAGCCCGACACGGACCCGUUGGCUCUCCCCUCUUCCCCCACCUUCUCCCCGCCCUGAACCUCUCUCUCUCUCUCUUUCUCGCUCUCUCUCGGCUCGUCGGGACUUAGUCCCUGUGGAGUUGCCCUCCAUCCACGCCGCCGUUUCGUCGGUCUUCGGCCCGGUGGAAGUCGCUGCCCUCGAGGAGGAGGAGGAGGAGGAGGAGGAGGAGGAGGCAGCGGCAGCCGCCCUCGCCUCGCCACCCCCGGUUCGGUGCCCGCGGUCCCGGAGAGGAGGUGCCGCCGCCACCGCCGCUCCCCCCCUCCCGCCGCCCUCGGGCCGGGCUGGGUCGAGCUGCGAUGCCCUCGGACUUCAUCUCUUUGCUCAGCGCGGACCUAGACCUGGAGUCGCCCAAGUCCCUGUACUCGCGAGAUUCUCUGAAGUUACACCCAUCACAGAAUUUUCAUAGAGCUGGACUAUUGGAAGAAUCUGUCUAUGAUCUUCUCCCAAAGGAGUUACAGUUACCUCCAUCUAGAGAAACAUCUGUAGCAUCAAUGAGUCAGACAAGUGGUGGUGAGGCAGGCUCGCCUCCUCCAGCUGUAGUUGCUGCUGAUGCUUCUUCAGCUCCCUCCUCUUCCUCCAUGGGCGGUGCUUGCAGCUCCUUUACCACCUCUUCCAGCCCUACCAUUUAUUCUACCUCAGUCACCGACAGCAAGGCUAUGCAAGUGGAGAGCUGCUCCUCAGCCGUGGGGGUAAGUAACAGAGGGGUAAGUGAAAAGCAGUUAACCAGUAACACAGUUCAGCAGCAUCCAUCAACCCCGAAGAGGCACACAGUUUUGUACAUCUCACCACCACCCGAGGACUUGCUGGAUAACAGUCGGAUGUCCUGCCAGGAUGAGGGGUGUGGAUUGGAAUCUGAGCAGAGCUGCAGUAUGUGGAUGGAGGAUUCCCCCUCCAACUUCAGUAACAUGAGCACCAGUUCCUACAAUGAUAACACAGAGGUACCUCGUAAAUCACGAAAACGAAAUCCAAAGCAGAGGCCUGGGGUCAAACGACGAGAUUGUGAAGAAUCUAAUAUGGAUAUAUUUGAUGCCGACAGUGCCAAAGCACCUCACUAUGUGCUUUCUCAGCUUACUACGGACAACAAAGGCAACUCAAAAGCUGGAAAUGGAACAUUGGACAACCAAAAAGGAACUGGAGUAAAGAAGAGCCCUAUGUUGUGUGGACAGUAUCCUGUUAAAAGUGAGGGAAAAGAGCUGAAGAUAGUUGUACAGCCUGAGACCCAACACCGAGCUCGUUAUCUGACUGAGGGCAGCCGAGGCUCAGUGAAAGAUAGAACACAGCAAGGCUUUCCUACAGUAAAGCUGGAAGGCCAUAAUGAACCAGUAGUGUUGCAGGUGUUUGUGGGCAACGAUUCUGGCCGAGUGAAACCACAUGGAUUUUAUCAAGCCUGUAGGGUAACUGGACGAAAUACAACUCCCUGCAAAGAAGUAGACAUUGAGGGUACCACUGUGAUAGAAGUUGGCCUUGACCCUAGCAACAAUAUGACACUGGCGGUGGACUGUGUAGGGAUAUUGAAGUUGAGGAAUGCUGAUGUUGAAGCCAGAAUAGGAAUUGCUGGUUCCAAGAAAAAAAGCACUCGUGCCAGAUUGGUUUUUCGAGUUAAUAUCACAAGAAAAGAUGGCUCCACUUUGACAUUGCAAACACCUUCUUCUCCAAUUUUGUGUACUCAGCCAGCUGGAGUGCCAGAGAUCUUAAAGAAAAGCUUGCAUAGCUGUUCAGUGAAAGGAGAGGAAGAAGUGUUUUUAAUUGGCAAGAACUUUCUAAAAGGAACCAAAGUUAUUUUCCAAGAAAAUGUUUCUGAUGAAAACUCUUGGAAAUCAGAAGCUGAAAUCGACAUGGAAUUAUUUCAUCAGAAUCAUCUUAUUGUGAAAGUUCCCCCAUAUCAUGACCAACAUAUAACUUUACCUGUAUCUGUGGGAAUAUAUGUGGUGACCAACGCUGGAAGAUCUCAUGAUGUUCAGCCAUUCACUUACACUCCAGACCCAGCAGCAGCUGGUGCUUUGAAUAUAAAAGUGAAGAAGGAAAUAUCUAGUCCAGCAAGACCUUGUUCUUUUGAAGAGGCCAUGAAAGCAAUGAAAACUACUGGAUGUAACUUAGAUAAGGUAAAUAUUCUUCCUAAUGCUCUGAUCACUCCACUCAUAUCAAGCAGUAUGAUUAAGACUGAAGAUGUUACUCCAAUGGAAGUAACAGCAGAAAAAAGAUCUUCCCCUAUUUUUAAGACUACGAAGUCAGUUGGAUCAACUCAGCAAAAUUUAGAGAAUAUUUCUAACAUAGCAGGAACUGGAUCCUUUCCAUCACCAUCGUCUUCCCACUUACCAUCAGAGAAUGAAAAGCAACAGCAGCUUCAGCCCAAGGCAUACAACCCAGAGACCCUGACAACAAUCCAAACACAAGACAUCUCACAGCCUGGGACCUUCCCAGCUUCUGCCUCUAGUCAGCUGCCCAGCAGUGAUACACUACUACAGCAGGCUACACAGUUUCAGACAAGAGAAGCUCAAUCUAGAGAAGUAUUGCAGUCAGAUGGCACAGUGGUUAACUUGUCACAGCUGAAUGAGGCAUCACAACAGCAGCAGUCCCCACUGCAAGACCAAGCUCAGACUUUACAGCAGCAGAUAUCAUCAAAUAUUUUCCCAUCACCAAAUAGUGUGAGUCAGCUCCAGAACACUAUUCAGCAGUUGCAAGCAGGAAGUUUUACAGGCAGUAAUGCUGGUGGCAGCAGUGGAAGUGUUGAUUUGGUCCAGCAAGUUUUAGAGGCCCAACAACAGUUAUCUUCAGUUUUAUUUUCUGCUCCAGAUGGUAAUGAGAAUGUUCAAGAACAACUUAGUGCAGACAUUUUUCAACAAGUCAGUCAAAUUCAAAAUAGUGUAAGCCCAGGAAUGUUUUCUUCAACAGAGCCAGCAGUUCACACCAGACCAGAUAAUUUAAUGCCUGGAAGAGCUGAAAGUGUUCGUCCACAGGCUGAAAAUGCGUUGUCUAAUCCACAACAGCAGCAGCAGCAACAGGUGAUGGAAUCAUCAGCCGCAAUGGUGAUGGAGAUGCAACAGAGUAUUUGCCAGGCUGCUGCCCAGAUUCAGUCAGAGUUAUUCCCUUCAACUGCUUCAGCAAACGGAAGCCUUCAACAAUCUCCAGUUUACCAACAGCCUUCUCACAUGAUGAGUGCACUAUCUACCAAUGAGGAUAUGCAAAUGCAGUGUGAAUUGUUUUCUUCUCCUCCUGCAGUUUCUGGGAAUGAAACUUCUACAACCACCACACAACAGGUUGCUACCCCAGGCACUACCAUAUUUCAGACAUCAAGUUCAGGAGAUGGAGAAGAAACUGGAUCACAAGCAAAACAGAUUCAGAAUAGUGUCUUUCAGACAAUGGUCCAAAUGCAACAUAGUGGGGACAGUCAAUCUCAAGUUAACCUUUUUACAUCCACAAAAAGCAUGAUGAGUGUUCAAAAUAGUGGUACCCAGCAGCAAGGUAAUGGUUUAUUCCAGCAAGGGAGUGAGAUGAUGUCACUUCAAUCUGGGAAUUUUUUGCAGCAGUCUUCUCAUUCACAAGCUCAACUUUUCCAUCCUCAGAAUCCUAUUGCUGAUGCCCAGAACCUUCCCCAGGAAACUCAAGGCUCUAUUUUUCAUAGUCCAAAUCCUAUUGUCCAUGGUCAGACUUCUACAGCAUCCUCUGAACAAAUGCAGCCUCCGAUGUUUCACUCUCAGAAUACUAUCACUGUGUUACAGGGCUCUUCAGUUCCACAGGACCAGCAGUCACCCAACAUAUUUCUUUCCCAGAGCCCUAUGAAUAAUCUUCAGACUAACACAGUAGCCCAAGAAGAACAGAUUUCAUUUUUUGCGGCACAGAACUCAAUUUCUCCACUUCAGUCAACAUCAAAUUCUGAACAGCAAGCUGCUUUCCAACAGCAGGCUCCAAUCUCACACAUCCAGACGCCUAUGCUUUCCCAAGACCAGGCACAACCAUCUCAGCAAGGUUUAUUUCAGCCCCAGGUGUCCCUAGGCUCCCUUCCACCUAAUCCAAUGCCUCAGAAUCAACAAGGAACAAUUUUCCAGUCACAGCACUCCAUAGUUGCUUUGCAGAGUAACUCUCCAUCCCAGGAGCAGCAGCAGCAACAACAGCAGCAGCAACAGCAACAACAACAGAGUAUUUUAUUCAGUAAUCAGAAUACCAUGGCUUCAAUGGCAUCUCAGAAGCAACCACCACCAAACAUGAUAUUCAGCCCAAACCAGAAUCCAAUGGCUAGCCAGGAGCAACAGAACCAGUCCAUGUUUCACCAACAAAGUAAUAUGGCUCCAAUGACUCAAGAUCAGCAACCCAUGCAGUUUCAGAAUCAGCCCACAGUUUCAUCACUUCAGAACCCAGGUCCUACUCAGUCUGAGUCAUCACAGACUUCCUUAUUCCAUAGCUCUCCUCAGAUUCAGUUGGUUCAAGGGUCACCUAGUUCUCAAGAUCAGCAAGUGACACUCUUCCUCUCUCCAGCAUCCAUGUCUGCAUUACAGACCAGUAUAAACCAACCAGACAUGCAACAGUCUCCUCUUUAUUCUCCUCAGAACAACAUGCCUGGGAUCCAAGGAGCCACCUCUUCACCCCAGUCUCAGGCUACUUUAUUUCACAGCACUGCAGGAGGCACAAUGAACCAGCUACAGAAUUCUCCUGGCUCAUCUCAGCAGACUUCAGGAAUGUUCUUAUUUGGCAUUCAGAAUAACUGUAGCCAGCUUUUAACCUCUGGACCAGCUACGUUGCCAGAUCAGUUAAUGGCCAUAAGUCAGCCAGGCCAACCACAAAAUGAGGGACAGUCACCUGUGACAACACUUCUUUCUCAGCAGAUGCCAGAGAAUUCUCCUCUGUCAUCCUCUAUAAACACUAACCAGAAUAUUGAAAAGAUUGAUCUGCUUGUUUCAUUGCAAAACCAAGGAAACAACUUGACUGGCUCCUUUUAACUGGAUAUUUCCUGAAGAAAAUCAUGAUUCCAAGAUGUCCUGAGAUCUUAAUGGUUCCUUGAAGAUUACUAAAGCAAAAUAUAAAAAACUGUAUUUGAAUAAAUGGAUAAAUUUUACUCUGAUUGCAAAAGAGCACACUGUGCUGCCUAUUGCAGUGACUAGCCACCAAUGUUAACAAAUUCAGUUUAUAUUUCUAAUAACAAUUAUGACUGAGAAUCUUUAGAGUUUCCAGCUGACGGAAAUAAGUGUUGCUAUUUCCUUAGGCACAGUUUCUUUAAAAGUACGCGUCAAAUUAAAGGCUAGAUCACUCAGUUAUUAUUGCUGUUAGAAAAUACUAUCUGACAUGUUUACUUUUGUUGUUCAUUGUUCUCUCUCCUGCAUUAUUUUUGUCAAGUAGUGGCUUGUGAAAAAGUGAGGCUCAAUAAUAACUAAAGCUGUGAUUUUUUUUUUCAAUAUAAAGAACACAGCUGUUGGCCAAAGUGAAGGAAUCUUUUUUUUCUUUUCAGUUUUUAUAAAGAAACUGAAGUGGUAACUUUCUGACAAAUAAGCUGUAUUAAACACAAAGGCAGAUAACAUACAAAACUGGGGACAGCUGGAAUGUUACUGAUUUUUAUUUUUCAGAGGAUUAUUCUCUGUGUUUCUACUAAGGGGUAUAGCCAUAAAUGUAUAGAAAAAUCAUUAUUUUGCUCUGAAAAAUGAAGGGGGUAAUAUAUGGUAAAUUAUGUUCUGAUAUCCUCCUACAGUAGUUUAAACUGACAGUAAUUUGCGUUUAAUUUCUUCUUUACUCAGUUUUAGGCUGGUAUCCCUUUUCUAUUCAUCUGUAUUAUUUUCUACCUACUUUUCACUUCAUUGUAGAGAACUAUUAAUAUACUAAUGGCUUUGUGACUCUGUAGCAUCUUAAAGAAAAAGGCCACUUCAAGGUGACCUAGAAAUCCUGCAGCACAGUUCUUUUAGGAAAUAUUGAGAGUUGCUUUUUGAGAAAAAAAAAUAUUUUUUUCCAUGAACGGUGCUGUUCUGAAGUUAUCAAAAUUCUCCCUCUAUAGAACACAGUAUAAA
Molecule: messenger RNA, 6057 nt
Organism: Dipodomys spectabilis (banner-tailed kangaroo rat)
Lineage: Eukaryota; Metazoa; Chordata; Mammalia; Rodentia; Heteromyidae
Gene: Nfat5
Product: nuclear factor of activated T cells 5
Exons: 15
Coding region: 364-5001 (1545 amino acids)
Biological process (GO): cytokine production; regulation of transcription by RNA polymerase II; calcineurin-NFAT signaling cascade
Cellular component (GO): transcription regulator complex
Molecular function (GO): transcription factor binding; RNA polymerase II cis-regulatory region sequence-specific DNA binding; DNA-binding transcription factor activity, RNA polymerase II-specific
Source: RefSeq, a predicted model, not a curated record